Selaginella moellendorffii is the source of this 2136-nucleotide messenger RNA. RefSeq lists its product as uncharacterized. Bases 126 to 1790 code for a protein of 554 amino acids. The transcript has 2 exons. The record is from RefSeq and is a predicted model, not a curated record. NCBI's taxonomy places the organism in Eukaryota, Viridiplantae, Streptophyta, Lycopodiopsida, Selaginellales, Selaginellaceae.
GCCAAGAGGUUCGCCACAUCUCCGAAGUGAUGAGAUUUCUUUAAACGGUGAAGCUCGCUUCGAUCUAGAGGUUGUUCUUUCACGAUUGAUCUUUGGAGGUUCUUGCUUUUCUCUAGGGUAAGGUAAUGGGGGUACGCGUUGUGGCUGCUGGCGACGGGAGGGAGCUGUAUGUGUUCACCUACAAUCAGGGUAUGCGAGGCAAGGAUCUCCUUGAUGAGCUCAAAGAGCUGGGCUUGUCGGGUCAUGUGCAAAUCAAUGGCGAGCGGAUGACACGCUCGUUUCCUCUGUGCGAUGGAGCCGUCUGUGUUUUCGUGGAGGAGAGGCCGCAAGACAGCACCUGGUUCCUCAGGCACAACACGCUGCCUUCUUCCGCCUCGACUCUGUCCAACUCCAACCCUCUCAUGAAGACCCAUCUUGGCACAGAUGAUCCGAUCUACGACCUGAGCAGGACGUCGGCGAGCGCAGCGCCGCUGGUUCUGGCAGCGCCGCCGUUUGCCGACUACGUCCAGGGGCUCAAGUCUCAUGUGUUGGAUGCGCUUGAUUGGAACUUCGUGGGGCGCACGGUGCAGGAAAUGAGCCCGUUUCUCGACACCGAGGACACGCGAAAGCUCUCCUUCUAUCGCAUUCUCCAGGGCUACUUGCUGGCCAAGUUCCCGGCAACUGUCAUUCAGGUUACACCGUCAACCCCAGGACCGAAUGCGGACAUCAAGAUCGAGGUCCUGAUCAGAGGCGCGUGGAUCCUCGUCUGCCUCGUGGAAGUGAAACCCGAGGUCGGCCUGAAUGGCGAGCCAUGCGUGCAAGUGAUGAACGCCUAUGCAAAGGCGACGAUCCGGAGCCGGUCACGUUACCAGUGGCAGUUCUUCUGUUCCUGCUUCCCGGUGCUGAUCGUAGAGCUCGCGGGGCCGAACAUUCGGGUGGGCGGUGCCUGCCAUUUCGACAAGCCGGCACACGAGCCCUUUACGCCCUUCCUCCACAUGCUCAAGUUCCUGCGCGAUGACCGUCACUUGGGCAUCUUGUCCAAGGCCCUGGCUUCCAUCUCGCUGGCCAUUGGCUCCUUGGUGCGAUUCUAUGAUCGAGUUGGUACUGCUGCUGCAGCCCAGGGAGCCGCCGCCAGGACCAGGGACGCUUCUGUCAACUGGCCGCACCAUGCUGCGUUGCAGAAGAGCUCUGGUGCUACUGUCGUCCAGUUGGAACGCAGGUUCUCGGCCAGCCAGCUCGCGCUGAUGCAAGUUGGCAGGGCACAGCAGCUGGUGUUUCACAUCAAGCGGCCGGGUGGCGCGCAACGCGUUGUCAAGUUCUGCCAGAGGUAUGGCAAGGAAGUGCACCGGCUGUGGCACGAGGCCGGAUAUGCGCCCAGCUUCCAGCACCAGCUCCUACAAGACGGGGACUGGAUGGUGAUAGAUAUGGAGUGCUUGGCCGAAGGUGAUGGCUGGCGGCCGCUGCAUGCACUUGAUCCGCGGCUGGCUGUGAUUGGAGAUGCGGAUGCGAACAUGUAUCGCCUCAAUGCUUCCGAGUGGGAUGCAUGCAAGCGUGCGGUCCGGCUGGCUCUGCGCAACGUCCAGCAGAUGCAUUCGACCACAGUGCACGGUGACAUGAGGCGGCAGAACAUCUUGUGGAACGUGGAUGGCAGGGUGGCUUUCGUGGAUUUCGACUGGGCCGGCAUCAGCGGACGAGACUGCUAUCCGCUGUUUAUCAAUCCCGUGAAUGUGUGGCCCCCUGGAGUCACUGGUGCUGCUGUGAUGUUGAGCCAACAUGAUGUCCAGCUGCUUGACUUGGAGCUUGGGCCAUGAUACACGCACUCUCCCGGCUCUAAAUUUUGCGACUUAAACGAACGAUGUCAAAAGAAGGUCCCCUUUCGCACGUUUGAUACGCUUCCUCGUCAGCCUUGCUCGCAAACCAAACGUUCACGUUUGCUGUUCCAUCUUCUGCUUCAUCACUCCUCGGUCCUACUCCAUCAUCCUCUACCUCAUCAAGCACCCUGUUCUUCUCGCUCCUCCUGUUCUUGAUAAUCAUGUCCUCCCGGCCCCUGUUGCUGUUCUUCUCCUUGCUCUAAUUCCUGCCCUUGUUGUUCCAGACCUUCGGGCUCUAAUGGCUGUUCUUGAUCAUAAAACCAAGAAAAACAAAAAGAACUAAGAA